AUGGUGGACACAGAAAACCAGUUUUUCCCCUUAGAGGAGGAUGAUCUCGGAAGCCCCUUAUCUAGAGAGUUCCUACAAUACAUGGAAAACAUACAGGACAUCUCCUCUCUUGGUGAUGAUAGCCCUGGAGCAUUAAGUGUAACAGAGCUCCAGUCUUUGGGAAAUGGUCCAGGAUCUGAUGGAUCAGUCAUUACAGACACCCUUUCACCAGCAUCAAGUCCAUCAUCCAUUAAUUUUGCCACAAUUCCAGGUAGCAUAGAUGAAUCACCUGGUGGAGUACUAAACAUUGAAUGUAGAAUUUGUGGGGACAAAGCCUCUGGCUUCCAUUAUGGAGUACAUGCUUGUGAAGGUUGUAAGGGAUUUUUUAGGAGAACAAUUCGACUUAAACUCAUCUAUGAUAAAUGUGAUCGUACCUGCAAAAUUCAGAAAAAAAAUCGUAAUAAGUGCCAAUACUGUCGUUUUCAAAAGUGCCUUUCAGUUGGAAUGUCACAUAAUGGUAGGUAAGAGUGCCCUUAAUAAUUUGCUUCCAAUUCUGCAGGCAGGCAUGUGAAUAACUUUACUCACAUGAGUGGUUCCACACAGUUACUCGUGUGAGCAAGUGUUACAGGAUUCAGUCUCAGGUGUUUACAGUGUAUUAAAAUGAGGCCCUGAUCCUGCAUUGAGAACUCUUGGGUGCAGGAUUUUGUUCUCAGUACAGGAUCACGGCCUAAUUAGUGAGGUUCGUUUGUUUGUGUUUUGCUUUCCUCCUUUUCCUCUGUUCUGGAGUAAGCAUGUUUUAGGUGCGCGGUGUAUGGACAAGUUUAAAGGUCAUUCCCCCCCCCC
Messenger RNA from Chelonoidis abingdonii (Abingdon island giant tortoise), 822 nucleotides. NCBI's taxonomy places the organism in Eukaryota, Metazoa, Chordata, Testudines, Testudinidae. The record is from RefSeq and is a predicted model, not a curated record.